Molecule: messenger RNA, 1719 nt
Organism: Lodderomyces elongisporus
Lineage: Eukaryota; Fungi; Ascomycota; Pichiomycetes; Serinales; Debaryomycetaceae
Gene: ABD1
Product: mRNA (guanine-N7)-methyltransferase
Exons: 1
Coding region: 1-1719 (572 amino acids)
Biological process (GO): 7-methylguanosine mRNA capping
Cellular component (GO): nucleus
Molecular function (GO): mRNA 5'-cap (guanine-N7-)-methyltransferase activity
Source: RefSeq, a predicted model, not a curated record
AUGCCCGAAGACUCAUAUAUACCACAAGCUAAGAAUGAUGGUGCUUUUCAAGACCUGAAGCGACGUCGAGCAAAUGAUGGUCACACAGAGUUUUCGAGGAGAGAUCGAGUGCAUGAUGUACAACCUGCAUCUAUUUAUAGCAAUGUUAAAGAGAAUAAACCUGCAUGGAUGAGAAGCGCAGAUGAGAAUAAAGAUAAGAAAUAUGAUCAGUAUGGGUCAAGAGUCGAUAAUGGUACAUUGCAACAAUCACUGGGAGUCGCAAAACAAGUACCCACUGCAUCUGCUUCAACUACCACCGUUUCAGCUAAAGUGGAAUCUUUUUCAGCUGAAAAGGCCAUAAACACAGCCAAUCCUCCUCCUCCAUCUACUACUACUACUCCUUCUUCUACUACUUCUUCCUCUUCCUCCUUCCCCUCAUCGUCAUCGCUGUACCUGAAAUACGGCAACAUUGGGUUGGGUGGUAGAGGCACUGACCCACGAAUGGAUCGGGUUAAACGAAAUAGAGAACAAUUGGAACAGAGUUUAUCGAUCCGUGAACAUCUUGCCGUUGAGGAGAAUGUAAAUGAUGAAGGAAGUCAACCCAAGGGGGAUGGAGAGGUUAAUCCCUAUUUGCACUUGGAUGUUGCUAAUCCAUCAGUCAUCCAUACGCAGCGUGACGAGGCACACUAUCGCACGUUCCAUAGCAAAAUAAGCGAUAGAGAGAAUCGAGACAUCAAUAGUAUAGUGAGACAACAUUACAACGAAAGGACGCAGCAGUCCAAGAGGCAAGGGCGAAGGACAAUGUCGCCGAUUUACAAGUUGCGGAAUUUCAAUAAUACCAUCAAGUACAUUUUGUUGGGUAAUUGGGCUAAAUACAGUUCAGCAGAAGGUAACGCACCCAAGAUAUUUUCAGUGCUUGAUUUGUGUUGUGGUAAAGGUGGUGAUUUGAACAAAUGUGAGUUUAUUGAGAUUGACCAGUAUAUUGGCAUUGAUAUUUCAGAUUUAUCGGUGCGGGAAGCAUUUAGUAGGUAUUCGAAACAAAAGGCAAGGUUCAAAUCGCACUCGGGCGCAAGAACGGCAAACAAGUACAAUUUUGAAGCAUGCUUUGCUACUGGUGAUUGCUUUACGGAAACAGUACCGGAUAUCUUGGAACCCAAUUUUCCAGGGAUUAUAGAUCAAGCAUUUCCUGUUGAUGCAGUGUCGAUACAGUUUGCGCUUCACUAUGCGUUUGAGACCGAAGAGAAGGUGCGGGCCUUGCUUGUGAAUGUUGCCAAGUCAUUGCGUGUUGGCGGCACAUUUAUUGGAACAAUUCCUUCGUCGGACUUCAUCAGAUCGAAAAUUGUAGAGAAGAAUAUUCUGAAGGAUGAGAAUGGCAAGUUCAAGUUUGGGAACUCGUUGUAUUCGGCUACAUUUGACAAAGAGCCUCCUGCCGAUGGUGUAUUCCGUCCUGCGUUUGGUAAUAGGUAUACCUACUGGUUAAAAGAUGCUGUGGACAAUGUGCCGGAAUAUGUUGUGCCAUUUGAAACUUUGAGAGCCUUGUGUGAGGAGUAUAAUAUGACACUUCGAUACAAGAAGAACUUUAUUGAUGUUUUCAAUCAAGAAAUCCCCAAGUAUUUUAGCAAAUUGAACAAGAGUUUAGUGGAAGGAUUGAAAAGAAGUGAUGGGAAAUAUGGAGCCGAAGGAGAAGAGAAAGAGGCGGUGGCGUUUUAUGUAGCUUUCGUAUUUGAAAAAGUAACUUAG